Messenger RNA from Eleginops maclovinus (Patagonian blennie), 2483 nucleotides. Its product is annotated as cytochrome b5 domain-containing protein 1. NCBI's taxonomy places the organism in Eukaryota, Metazoa, Chordata, Actinopteri, Perciformes, Eleginopidae. The record is from RefSeq and is a predicted model, not a curated record. Gene Ontology annotation, biological process: cilium movement.
CACACACACUUCCUCCAGGGUUGGAUCUCAGUAAUAAACCGCAGCCAGCUUUUAAUAACCAGCUGAUACCUUCCAGGGACACUGGUUCUGCCUCAUGUAUUCGGAGGAUUAAUACAAAAGUAAUGAGGUAAAAAGGAUCCUUUGCAAGUGAGCCUCACUGACAGAGUUUCAUUUAAUAUCACAGUUUUAAUAUAUAUUUCUUGUUUCAACAUUUUAUUAUUGAUUUGACCAACAUAGCUGUUUUGUUGUUUUUAUUUGUAUUUCUUUGUGUAUUAAUAUGUAAUAAUAUCUUAUGUGUUAUUUUCACUGUUCACUGUUUCCUGAUUUUGAUGAGCAGCAGACACAUUUCUACCCGAGGGACAAUAUAUAUUAUAUUCUAACUUUAGUGGAUUAUAAGUAUAAAGGGGAAUUAAAACAUAGCCUUUAAAUAACACAACUCAUUUUUGAGUUUUUUCAGUGACAAAUAUCUCCAGCCAGUAUUAAAUACAUUUCUUCAUCAAUCAUUUGAAAUAUCGUUAAGGGGAAAUGAUGAUGAAAUAUAUGUAAUAACCAUAAUAACCCACAUUCUUUAAAGGUUAUAAGGAAGUUUGGAAAGGUUUAAUGUGCUCAUAUAAAGCUCAUAAUGAAUGAGUAGCUUCGUCUUCAUAAACAUAUAUUAAUGUUCAAACAGUUAAUAAGAGGGAACGUGAUAAAUUAGCAAGAAGCUAAACAGAACCGGGAGCUACAGCGGGUAACGCUGGUCCGCCUGGCCGGGAAGAGGAGCCUCUAGAGCGGCCUUACCUGGAGAGAGAUGACUGGACACGGCGCUCUGGAGGAAGGUGAGAGCCAGAAGGAAGAGGAAACGACAGUAAGACAUGGCGGCUGUUCCUAUCAGCGUUAACGGCUCCCUUAAAACCGUCACUUCUCUCCGUUAUUUCUCCCGUCUUCUCUACUCUCUGAAUCCCCAGUCACUUUCAAAUCUCGCGUCAAUUUAUCGCGAGAUUAGAAAAUGUCAACAGUAAAAAAAAAACUAUAGCCCGCCUUCUUUUCAGUGUCAGCCAAUGACAGUAAAGGAAGGUGAGAGUGACGUUGUGACUGAGCCAGUCGGUUGCAGAUGGUCUCUGUUUAAGCCAAUGAGAGGCGGACAAAUGGAAAGGAGUGGGCUGUGAUUUCUGUUCUGCGGAAAGUUGGAGAAAAGUGUGGAAAGUGAAUCUUUGCCACGUCUGAUGCAUUCCUGAGGGGAGAGAGUCCUAGAGAGUGCACAGGGAGAGAGAGGGAAGGGAUGGAGGGGGAGCACAGAGAGAGAGAGAGAGCAGAGCGGGGAAGAUUAAAUCACAUUUUGUAUUUCUUUAUAACAUGGAAACACCUUUAUCUUGAAAGUGCUACUCCUGCAGGCUUGGAUGUUACAUAUAUUAUAAUAUAAAAUUAACAUAACUUAUCAAUUUAAUCAGAAAUAAAAAAUAUAUUGUUAUUAUUAUUUUACUUAAAUAACAUCAACUCUGUACCCUUACAUUUAAAAUAAUCUUUACUGUAAAAGACAUCUCUAAGGUCCUUUAAAUAACAUCUUUCCUAAAUAUAUAUUUAUUUACACUAAAGUCAUCACUUAUGACAAACCCUUAGUUAUAAGACAAAAUAAAAACACAUUCAAAAAAGUACGUUUUUCACCACGUCAUCACGUCACCACGUCAUCACGUGUUUCCAUGGUAACAGAACGACAACACUUCAGCCACUCGGUAGAAAACAGAGGUAUUUAUAUUUAUGUUAAUACACUUUAAACCUGAUCUCAUCUGAUGAAGAGGAGGAGGUUCUUCACCCCCCUGGAGGUGUCCUCCCACAACACGGAUGCCGACCUGUGGGUCUCUUUCCUGGGAAGAGUGUGCGACCUCACCCCGCUGAUCGAGGAGCACAGAGGAGACGUCCUGCUGCUGCCCAUCCUGGAGUCUGCUGGGCGGGACAUCAGCCGCUGGUUCGAUCCCGACACCAGAGACGUGCUCCAGUACGUGGACCCCCUCACUAACUGUGUGCGGUACUACACCCCCAGGGGGCGCUUCCUGCAUGUGCCCCCCACCGGCCCUCGGUCUGACUGGGACACGGUCACCGGCCCCUGGUGGAGGGACACGCGUUACGAGGUGGGAAGACUGUCAGAAAAAACCCGCUGGAUCCGGAUGGUGAACACGCUGACGUCGCAGGAGCAGAGGCUGCAGGUGUGUUCGGAGGAGACCCUGCUGGAGGUGCAGCAGCGCUACCUGAACUACAACGCCCAUGCUGGCAGCUACACCUGGACUCACAGCGGGGGGGGUGCGUUGGACAUGAGCCGGACGCUGGUGGAGAACAACGUCCCGGACACCGAACACGAGCUGCAGGACCUGAGGCUGGACGCUGAGCACUGCCCCCCCGCCAUCCUGGUGCACUACAACGACGACCUCACCGAGGGAUGACCUCAUCAGGUCAUCAGAGGUCAUAUAUAGCACUGUGAGAGCAGCACAAUAAAGAUUCAUGAGUAA